This is a messenger RNA of Rhagoletis pomonella (apple maggot), 856 nucleotides long. RefSeq lists its product as uncharacterized. The transcript is spliced from 3 exons. Bases 132 to 722 code for a protein of 196 amino acids. The record is from RefSeq and is a predicted model, not a curated record. NCBI's taxonomy places the organism in Eukaryota, Metazoa, Arthropoda, Insecta, Diptera, Tephritidae. Gene Ontology annotation, cellular component: nuclear body. Gene Ontology annotation, biological process: positive regulation of DNA-templated transcription.
UUGUAGUCAAGAAUUAAUAAAAUAAAAUAAACGAAAGUUACUGGCGAACGGAUGGACUCCAAACCAAAAAAAAAAAGGUACUUUGGAAUGAGGCGGCGGAGGCUGCUCUGAUUGAGUUGUGGCGCGAGAAGAUGCCAGAGCUGCGGUCAGCUCGAAAGAAUGGCCAUAUCUAUGAGGAGAUGGCCAGCGAUCUGGGAAACAUUGGCUUCGUAUAUACUGGAGCGGAAGUGAGAGUUAAGUUGCACAACUUCUCCAACAAAUACAGGCAAGAAAGGGCAAAAGUUGGUCCGUCAGGAGGCUCUCCAUCUACCUGGAAACUGUAUAAUGCCGUCCAUGAAGCCCUUGGAUGCCAAAAGAGCUACUGCGCUGACGAGUUGACGGAGGAUAGUAUUAUGGUUGAUUUUGACUGCAACGAAGCCGAGUUUUACGAGUGUAUCGAAAUCGAGACGGAUGGAGAGUCAACAACAUGCCCACCGCUUCCCAGUCCUAGCUCAUCAAAUGUAGACUCCUCCAAUAGGCCUUCCUCGAGCGAGCCUGCAAAAAACAAGAAGAAGACGGCAGUGUCAGUGAUGGAGGAUAUGCGCACCGACUUCUUAAUGGCAACUCAAGAAAUGAAGCAAGCAGAUGACAAACGGCUUGCCAUUUUGCAACAGUAUGCGGAUAAUGUGAGCGAAAUGAAAGACGCGUUCGUAGAAUUUCUUCGUCGUCAAAAUAAUAAUUAAAUAUAUUAACUUUGCAGAACUUAAAAGUUAUCCGACGUGUAACAUUUUUACAUACAGCCAGAGUUAAAAGAUGGUAUGUAUUUUGUUGUAAUAUAAUACUUAUUAGCAAUUAUUCUAGCGAAAAAUUUUUUUCC